AUGUUGCACGAUAACCAGCCAGACCUACUCAAGACCACACUAACAGUAUGCUACAUGCCUGACUGCAAAUACGAGCCUCCUUUCGGCACAACUCCGCCUAAUUUCCACAUCUCAGUCUACGUUCUCGCACACAAGUAUGAUGCUCCUCGCAUCCAAUACUGGGCAUUGAGACACGCCGCUGCCCAUCUGAGACGGGUUCUGGACUCCAUGCAAUCCCACGUGCAAGAAGCCAAAAACCCAUCGCGGCAGGUCCUAGCCAGCACAGUCAAAGCGGCGUACGACGUCAAUGUCACGGACCGGAGUCAGGGAUUCGACAUGCUGCAGAACGCCAUCAUUGGUGUCGUCCUCAAUCACCCUGCGACCACAUCGUUUGGAGAGCCGAAGAUGCGUGCAUGGGACGUGAAACGCAUCGCCAGUCUGGUUCGGGGGAGAUUUGUUUUUGGUCAUGCCGAGCGUGCAUGUGCCCAAUCGUCACCAAUUUGCAGGUUGUGGACCCAAUUAAAUGCUCUGGCUAUGGCUUCUAGCAAUAGUUGGCAUGAGGCGAUGCUAGAGGAAGGUGUGGAAGUUGUGGUGCUGCGCAAAACUCGAAGAUUUGCGUAG
Didymella exigua CBS 183.55 is the source of this 600-nucleotide messenger RNA. RefSeq lists its product as uncharacterized. Lineage: Eukaryota; Fungi; Ascomycota; Dothideomycetes; Pleosporales; Didymellaceae. The coding region runs from base 1 to 600 and encodes 199 amino acids. The record is from RefSeq and is a predicted model, not a curated record. The transcript has a single exon.